GACAGUCUUGAAUUGUGGUUGAUGGUGUUCAAUGUGGUUUAACGGUUGAAGCUGUUAAAUAGUUAUUCGUAUCCGUCCAUCCAGUCCUUGCUCCUACAGAAAGUAAUCCAUCCACCUGUACCCGGACCCUCAAUGUACACAUGGAAAGAUACGAAAAGCCUACAGGGAAGGUAUAAUGCAUUACAAUGCGUGGCUAAAAUUGGCAAAAGCACUUAUUACACCCAUAUAACAAUGUGAGAUGUAACAAAGAUAGAUAUUAUCAACAAUUUACUCAUAAUUUAUAAUACUGCAAAUGCAAAUGCGUGAUACUAUGACAUAAUACAAUAUUGAAAGCACUCAUAUAGUUAUUUAAAGUAAUGUAUGCACCCCCAGAAUGCAAUUACGUAGUUGAAUAGUCUUGCCAUAGGUUCACAAUGAGGCCAUCUAAAGCAAAAUAUGCCAAUCUGGCAGGUUACGGGUUGUUUUCCUAUACAGUAAACUAGCACGUUAUCCACUGACACUAUACUGCAUUGUCGCGAAUAAACCGCGCAGGAUGUGUUGGGGGACUGCAGCGCAAGUGAUGUGGAGCGCAAAACACGCCCCCUAGACGCUCGGCUGAAGUGUCUGCAGGGAAGAGGCAAGUAGUUCUAUCGAGAUACCUCAAAAAGUGUCCGCUCGCUCCUCUCUGUAGCUAAGGUAAGAACAAAUGGCCAUUUUACUUUUCCAUUCAGUUAUUUAGAUCUAAAGACUUUGUUGUUGUGUCAGUGUUUUCAGUGUUAAGUCUAGGCUACAUUAUUAGAGAAAAUAAAGUUGUUUGUAAAAAUAAAAUAGAGCAUGUUAUAUAAUUGAAAUGAAGUGCUAUCUCUGGCUUCAAGUAAUGAACCAUUUACUGUAGUUUCAUAUGGGCAUAGUUUUCAACAUCCACCUGAUUUAUCCAUGUGUAAAAGGAAUAUGAACAUUUUAUGCACUGUUCUGAGGACCUAUUGGAUGGAUGCUAUCGGAUGAUCACCCGGAUUCUUCCCACAGUGCUACUGGAUAUUAUGAAUUAUCUGGAAAAGACGUUGUUUUUUGGAUUCAUUUUAAACUGGACAAAGCUUACAAAAAGAAAUAUGCAUGGAAUGGACACACGACCAACUCCAUUUAUGGAUUCUCCCAAAAUGGAAUUCUACCAUGGUCUACCUACACUUUCUAUGUUGCCUGAUAUGCCUGAUGGCAUUCAGAGAACUCAAGGGUGCUUAAGAUACCUUUUUAUUCAGAUGCUGAUGUAAAAAUAAACAACCAGCUUGGUGAGAGUUUGAGGCACAACAACUGCCUCAUGUGAAGGUCAGGAUGAUAAGUAGACCAAGUUUUGGGGUUUGUCAGGGAAUCAACAGUAAUCUGUUUCCUGAAUUGGCAGAGAAAGGAGAGGGGGGGGGGGUAGAAAAGUAACCAUUACUAGGCAUUACAGCUCUAAUCCUGCACCCCUUUGGGCCUUCUGUAAGUAAUAGGUACAAACAAGCUUAGCCCAAUCAUGACUGACCUCAUACUGAACAUGCAAGCUUUAUGUAAGGAAAACGGGGUUGUAUACAAAAUGAAGGUAUCCACCAAAGCCGUGGUCCCCAAACAUUUUUUGUUUUGUGAUCUACUUGAAGCCUUUCAUACUUUCUUGUGCCCAAACGAUGUGUCUAGCCAUAUUAGUCCUAAGACGUGACCCAAGAGGAACUGGCUGUGACCUACCAGUGGGUCGGUCCCCAGUACCCACCCGCCAUUUGUGAAACACUGGCCCAUAGUGUUUGGUCAUGUUCUUUAUGUGUGGAGCCUGCAGUGACGACAACAUGGGUCGCAAAGAAAUAACUUGCAGUUGGAAGAAAGUCACCAACAACAUCAGAGAUGUGUUCGAAUUCAAACAAGUGCUGGGAUCGGGUUCGUUCUCCGAGGUGUAUUUGGUGCGAGAGAAGAAGACAGGAAACCUGUACGCCCUGAAGUGUCUGAAGAAAAAACACCUCAGCUGUAGCAACCUAGAGAACGAGAUCACUGUGCUGAAGAAGAUAAGACAUGACAAUGUGAUUGGACUGGAAGAUUUCUAUGAGACUCAGACACACUAUUACCUCGUCAUGCAGCUGGUGUCUGGUGGAGAGCUGUUUGACCGUAUCAUAGAUCGGGGGGUGUACACAGAGAAGGACGCCAGCCAGCUGGUCCGCCAAGUACUGCAAGCGGUCAACUACCUUCACGAGAACAGCAUAGUGCACAGGGACCUCAAGCCAGAGAACCUGCUAUACUUCGACUCAGACGAGAACUCCAAGAUCAUGAUCAGUGACUUCGGCCUGUCCAAGAUGUCCGACCACGGAGUGAUGUCCACAGCCUGCGGCACGCCAGGAUAUGUUGCCCCUGAAGUUCUGGCUCAGAAACCCUACAGCAAGGCAGUGGACUGCUGGUCCAUAGGAGUCAUCACAUAUAUCCUGCUGUGUGGCUACCCUCCCUUCUUUGAGGACAACGAGACACGUCUGUUCGCUAAGAUCAUGAGGGCCGACUACGCUUUCCACUCGCCUUUUUGGGAUGACAUCUCUGAGUCAGCGAAAGACUUCAUCCGGAACAUGAUGCAGAAGCACCCUAACAAACGGUUCACCACAGAACAGGCCCUCAGACACCCCUGGGUCAUUGGAAAGACAGCGAGGGAUCAGGACAUCUAUAAAUCAGUCAGCAUGCAGAUCCAGAGGAACUUUGCCAAGUCCAAAUGGAGGCAAGCCUUCAACGCCACAGCAGCCAUCAAACACAUAAAGAAGCUGCAGUUGGCCCAUGCCGACCCCGACGCCCCUCUCCCUCCCAUCCCUGCCAUAGCCAUCAACCCCUGCUACUCCCAGAAUCCCCUGCGGGGUGUCAACAACAUCACCACAGAGGAUGUUGACUCCACCAGCAGCCUCCCGAUCCCAAUGUGUCACAUGACCCCUCCAGAGGCACAGUACCGGGGCCUGAGAGCCAGUCACAGCGAGCCCAUGCACGCGCCGGUCGUCAUGGAGACAUAUAACGCAGAGAAUUGCUCCUCAUUCACGGCAGCUAAAAGCUGUGACGCCAUGGACAGGGCGACCAAUAGGAAUGGCCAGAUGAUGCAAACUGGGGUGUGUUCUGUCAUGUGAUUGGUUGAUUGGCCUGAGGAUCAAUUCAACUACGUCAAGUGUUUCUGCAGUGUUGCAGUCAAGAAGUUUGAGCCACUCCUUGCUGCUCUACAGGUGUCUGUCUGCUGCCUCCUGCUGGUUCAUUUCUGUAGUGCUCUUCUGAGAUUUCCAGGGGCCCAUAGCAAGGACCCGGGGCCUGAACCUUCUCCAGAGGAGAACACAGGAAGACCUGGGGUUCAUACCCAAUUACAGUGCAGUACAUUUACACUCACGCACAAAUGUAUGCACUCACACACACAAAUGCAAACUUUAAUUUCUCUGACCCAAGCUACUGUCGAUUAAGCUUUAGAAGUGUACAUUCUGUCAUGCAGUACCAGUCAAAAGUUUGGACACACCUACUCAUUCAAGGGUUUUUCUUAAUUUUUACUGUUUU
Oncorhynchus kisutch (coho salmon) is the source of this 3504-nucleotide messenger RNA. Its product is annotated as calcium/calmodulin-dependent protein kinase type 1D-like. The transcript has 13 exons. The record is from RefSeq and is a predicted model, not a curated record. Bases 1758 to 3092 code for a protein of 444 amino acids. NCBI's taxonomy places the organism in Eukaryota, Metazoa, Chordata, Actinopteri, Salmoniformes, Salmonidae. Gene Ontology annotation, molecular function: ATP binding; protein kinase activity. Gene Ontology annotation, biological process: protein phosphorylation.